AUGCUUUCAUCAGCGACGGCGGCGAGGAUUGAUCGGCCGGUUUUUCAGGUGGGAUAUAAAGUGAGAAGGACGUUCAAAGUGACGGCGGAGAAAUUUCCGACGUUUCUGCCGAGAGAGGUUGAGAGAAUCAAAGACACGUUUGCUCUAAAGUUAGCUUCCAGAAUCGAGAGGCUCCCCGUAAAAGUGAGCUUCGCUGAAGAUAGAAUCAUGAGUAGUUGCGUGACGCCUCUGUUGCGGAAAGAGACAAGUCCUGUAGUUGAAAUUGUAUUGAAGUAUUCAUGUUUAGAGUGGAGAUACACUUAUCCAUUGUUGGAAGAAGCUGGUUUAGAAGCUUGGGCAUUUGAUAUACUUGGUUGGGGUUUUUCUGAUUUGGAGAAACUACCACCGUGUGACGUAGCGUCUAAAAGAGAGCAUUUUUACAAGUUUUGGAAGACUCAUAUUGGAAGGCCCGUUGUUUUGGUUGGGCCGAGCCUCGGUGCUGCUGUUGCAAUAGACAUUGCUGUCAACCAUCCUGAAGCGGUUGAGUCAUUGGUUUUAAUGGACGCAAGUGUUUACUCAGAAGGUACAGGAAACUUGGCAACUUUACCCAAAGCAGCAGCUUAUGCUGGAGUAUAUCUACUCAAGAGUGUUCCAUUGAGGUUGUACGCAAACUUCCUUUGCUUCAAUGGUAUUUCACUGGAAACUAAAUGGGACUGGACAAAGAUUGGUCGCUUGCAUUGUCUAUAUCCUUGGUGGGAAGAUGCAGCUGUUAGUUUUAUGAUUAGCGGAGGAUACAACGUUACUUCUCUUAUUAAAAAGGUUUCCCAGAAGACGCUGAUAGUGUGGGGAGAGGAUGACCAAAUCAUUAGCAACAAGCUCGCUUGGAGACUACAUGGAGAGUUACCGAACGCAAGUGUGAAACAAAUAUCAGACUGUGGACAUCUUCCUCACGUUGAAAAACCCGCUGCUGCUGCUAAACUGAUCACAGAGUUUGUUAGAGAGACUUGCCAGUGUAAAGAGGUUGAAAGUAUAUCUUAG
Molecule: messenger RNA, 1017 nt
Organism: Eruca vesicaria subsp. sativa (arugula)
Lineage: Eukaryota; Viridiplantae; Streptophyta; Magnoliopsida; Brassicales; Brassicaceae
Source: the annotation of a GenBank genome assembly